Myiozetetes cayanensis is the source of this 2397-nucleotide messenger RNA. It is a transcript of the gene FAM163B, whose product is annotated as family with sequence similarity 163 member B. The transcript has 3 exons. The record is from RefSeq and is a predicted model, not a curated record. NCBI's taxonomy places the organism in Eukaryota, Metazoa, Chordata, Aves, Passeriformes, Tyrannidae. Bases 277 to 759 code for a protein of 160 amino acids.
AGCCGCCGCCGCCGGCCCGGCCAUGUGCCGAGAGGGUGGCUGCUGCUGCUGCUGCUGCUGCUUGCUGCUUGCUGCCGGCUGCCUGCUCCGCGCACUGCUCCCCUGACCGCUUUCUUCCUUCUGUUUUUAUUUUUUGAAAUUUUUUUUUUUUUUUUUUAAGUCCUUUUAUUUUGGCGUUGAUGCUCUGCGAGCGGGAGACUUCGGGAGACGCGGUCCUCACCUGAGCGAUCCAGCCCCAUUCCCCCGUUUGAAGGCUGUUAAUGGAGAAGAGGGCGGAUGACAGCCGGGACUGUGGUCAUCACAGGUGGAAUAUUAGCAACUGUCAUUUUGCUAUGUAUCAUCGCCGUCCUCUGCUACUGUAGGCUCCAGUAUUACUGCUGCAAGAAGGAUGAAUCCGAGGAGGACGAGGAGGAGCCCGACUUCGCCGUGCACUCCCACAUCCCGCCGCUCCACUGCAACCGCAACGUAGUGCUGACCAACGGCCCGUCCCUCUACGCCUCGUCCCCCUUCAGCAAGAAGGCGACCCCGAGCCGCUCCAGCUGCCCCGGCUGCGGCCCCUACGAGCCCCCCACCUUCUUCCUCCAGGAGCCUCCCGAGGAGCUGCACAACGGCGGCGACCGGGUGAGCUACAAGACGGUGAGCCAGGAGGACCUGGCCCUGCCGGUGAGCGUGUCCAACCUGCAGGCUCUCAACCCCAACCGGCUCUCGGCCAUGCGGGAGGCCUUCUCCCGCAGCCGCAGCAUCAGCACCGACGUGUGAGGGGCUGGCAGCCCCGUCACACCUCCUCGCACGCGGGGAGGACUCGGCGAAAUUCGUGGAAGAGUUCUGAAAAAGGAAAAAAAAAAAAGGAAAAGAAGUGAAUGUAUUUCUGCCAGGGCUGAAGGCAGCGACGAGCUGAAUGGCAGCGUAGAGGGGUAGCGAAGCAAACCCCAAAGGAGAGUGUAGGGGAGGAUGGCUGCAGCUGGGACGUGAGGUUUUCUAGAGCUGCUUUGGGUUUUGUUUUUUUUUUUUUCCCUUUUAUAAAGAGGAUUUUGAUACUGAGCAUCCUUUUCUACGGAGCAUUCGCCCCUCCUGACUGUUCGGCUGGAACGCCGAGGGACGGUGAGCAAAUAGUGGGGCACACGGUUGGCUGCAGAAUGGCUCGUGCUGCGAGUCAGCAGCCAGCUGCUGCAGUGACGUGGGGGCCCUGACAGGCACACACAUGUGCACACACACACACACACUCCCUCAAAGGUCCUCAAGCAAAGCAGAGCUGCUACUGCCCACACUUCUGCCACCCCUUCCUGCAGCUCUCUGUGCUGCAGCCAUGAGAGUGUGUGUGUGUGUGUGUGUGUGCACAGCCCUGCACUAUCCCCAGGCCAUCUCACUCCUCAAGUCAGUCGUUAAUUCCUGAGUGACAGGCACAAUCCCCUCAGGGCUGGGAUGGCGGGUGGGCGCACAGCCUGUCCCUACCCCUGGAGUUCCUGGAGUGACCUCACAGUCUCCUGAUGGAGGGUACAAACCCAUUGCAUUGCCUGGCUAUGAAAAUAACACGCAGCACAAUUUUGGAUUGAGGAAUACCUCUCUGAAUAAUCCAUCCCUUUUCCGAGUAACGCCACAAGCAACUUCUAACUGAGGGCUCUGUAUCACGAGGGGUCACUGUGUAUGUGCCCACCCCAAGCAUGCACAUUUUUAUAUGCAUUUAUUUGCCUUUUUUAGUUUUUAAAAAAUCCAUGACACCCGUCCAGAAAUGUGUGAAAACACUUUAGAUUUAGGCAAAACCUCCUCUUUAGCGUUUUUCAUUGAGCAGCCUGACUGUGGCACCAGCUCUGUCCCCGCUCCGCCAGCCACGCUGGAUGUGGCCAGGGCAAUGCUGGGAGAGCAGCAGGCACAGAGCUGGUCACCGAGCGUGUCCCUCUGCCCCGAGCAUGCUGUAAAGGAACCCUUUUAGUAUUUCAGUGCUUUAGGAGAGGAAUUGCACAUCGCAGCAACAUCUGCUUGGGGACUCACGCUCCGGUCUCUCCUGGCUGUCUCCAUUCCUCCCCUCCAACCUCACCAUACUCCCAGUUUGUCUGACAAAAAAACCUCCCUGUUUCUCCUGGACUGUACGUUAUUCAGGUUAAAAAGCAUCAUGCUGGACCUGGGGACGGCUGGCAGAGGAUGGACUGGCUGCACAGAGACUCCAGUGGCCCCAGUGCUGUGCUCUGGGUCAGCUUUCCUUUUUCAAGAUGUUGCAGGAAGAAACAGCCGUGGCUCCAGCCCCAUCAGCUCACAGACACUGUGCUGCAGCCCGGCUGGGUAUUUUACUUUUAACCACGAGGGCUUUUAACUCCACAGGAAAUCUUUUGAAGUACAAGUCAGUCUUUGCAAAUGAGUAUCUUCGACUUUCUCGGGUUUCUCAGGGGGGUUCUGUUUGGG